Cuscuta epithymum is the source of this 2346-nucleotide messenger RNA. The record is from the annotation of a GenBank genome assembly. Lineage: Eukaryota; Viridiplantae; Streptophyta; Magnoliopsida; Solanales; Convolvulaceae.
GUUUUACUGAUUUACUCCGUAAUUAUUAACUGAGACAGAGAGCGAUACAUAUCGUCAAUGUUUAACCCUUUCUCCCGCCGUCAUUGUUAACCAUUUUCCCCCCAUUUUUAUUCCGCCUAUUUGUUCUUCACUUCUGGAAGUUACACUACUCCGACAGUAUUCCGAUUUCUCUAAUGGCUCCUUCUCAGAAAUUCACGGAUUACGAGUGUAAGAGACUGGAAAACAUCAAGCGCAACGAGGAAAUGCUCGUCGCCUUCAAAAUUCCUUCCCACGUAUCAGAUCUCUCUGCUGCAACCGCCGCCGUCAGGAUGCAGAAAAGACCAUAUAAUAAAAGGCUAAAAUCUGAAGCUCCACUUCGUCAUUCUCUAAGGACUCGAGGAAAGCCUCCAGAUACUUCUACAGUUGGUGGCCUGAGACAUGACCUUGUUGGAUCCAAAAUCAGGGAUAAACUAAGCAAAGAAAACUCACUGUCGAAUUUGGUUAGAGAGCCUGUACCUAUCAAUAUGAAAGAUGCUUACAGGGGUGUUACUACAGGCUCAAACCAGCAAUUAAUUGAAACAAUUAAGAGUUUAUCAAGAAAGCCAAAAUUGGAUGAGAAGGCUGAUCAAAAACCUAAUUUUUGUGAUGUUGACAAGAUGACCAGGCCUUCAUUUUCAGUAGAUAUAGACUCAUUGAGAUUGGAACCGGAAAGUAUUGCUCAGGUUGUGCCAGGAAGAAUACUUAAUGUGAAGUUUUUCCCAGCAAGAGAGAUGAAAAUGGUUGUCGCAGGAAACAUGCAUGGAAAUAUAGGUUUCUGGAAUGCUGACGCAAAAGAGGAGGAUGGAGAGGGACUUUAUGUUUACCAACCUCAUUCUGGUCGAGUAUCAGGGAUAGUGAUUGAACCAUUUACAAGGUCAAAGAUGAUUACAUCUUGUUAUGAUGGGUUUAUCAAGUUGAUGGACAUUGAGAAGGAGUUAUUUGAUUCGAUAUAUAUAAGCAACUCUCCUAUACAUGCUAUAUGUCAAAGUCCAGGCGAUAGGAAUUCAUUAUAUUUCGCAGAGGGAAGUGGUUAUUUUGAAAUAUGGGAUUUGAGAGCUGGAAAAUCAUCAUCAUCAUCUAGGAAGUUACAUGGAAACAUGAUCAACUCUAUAGAUUUUAACUCGGAGAAUAUUAAUACUAUGGCUACAAGCUCUUCUGACAAAACUGUCUGUAUCUGGGAUAUGAGAAAUGUUGGCUCUAAUAAACUCAAACCUUUGAGAACUAUUCACCAUAAAAGACCUGUGCAUUCUGCUUACUUUUCACGAUCUGGUCGACUUCUUGCAUCAACAAGUUAUGAUGACAAAAUAGGCUUGUCAAGUGGAGCUAAUUAUGAAGAUGUAAGUAUGGUUCAUCACGAUAAUCAAACACACUCACAGAUUUCCUCAUUCAGUUUAACAUUCACCCUUUCUGCUCUUCCACUGCCGGCUGACCUUAAUCACCGUCCUAGGCUGCAGACUCAGCGCCCCCUGUGUGCCAGUAAACUUAGUUUGAAAAUGGCAGCUUACUUGUGGAGAAAAUAUGCGGAUUACUUGUACACAAAAUGGGAAAGGACAAUUCUUUGGGACAUGGUAGAGCCAUACAGAAGACCAAAGACAUUUACUCCGCUUGUAACAGUUUACAUCUGUGCCUUUUAUACUGGUGUCAUUGGUGCAGCCAUCACUGAACAACUCUAUAAGGAGAAAUACUGGGAGGAUCAUCCUGGAGAAUCAGUACCUUUGAUGAAACCAAUAUUUUAUGGUGGGCCUUGGAGAGUAAUGAGAGGGGACGUUCCUCCAACUGGAAAAUUUGAGUUUUGAAACGGCUGCUGAUACUUUACACCCCCGCAUAGACCCCUCCCUAUGUCCAUUUUGUUCCAAGUUCCAAACAUUUGUGCAUAAGAUAUGUGCCUUGUCAUCUUUGGAUGUUCCAGUGGCUUUUUGGAGUGUGGAUUUUUUUGCAUCCCCCUUGACUUUCCCAAAUGUCUAUUUUCAUGGAUUGUGGAGCAUGUUAGAUGGUUUUAUACAUAAUAGUCUAGACUCUAGAGAAGUAUUCAGUUAUAGAAAUAGAAUUGGAGGCAUGGGGGUCCCCUUGGUGACUUUUGCUUUGAUUAAAAUCGGGGGAUAAAAAUACAUUUCUGGUGCCUUUUAAGAUUAUGGUUUUGUUGGUAUGACAAGAAUCCCUGUUUUCCCCUUUGUAGUUGUGGCUUCAUUUUGUUACUUGGAAGUUGGAACAUAGUGGUUUUUCUGCUGUCUCAGUUUGCAGAUUGAACUGAUUGAAUUGAUGUUGCUUUUUUUCUUUCUUUGUGGCUUGCUAUUUGUUAUGCUAAUUUGGGGUGAAUGUUUCUACAGA